GGUGCUGGCAGCGUGGUUGCAGAGCCCCGCAGGGACCUGGGCCGACUCGGACCGCGGAAGGGGGACCAGCGCAGCCAUGUUGGAGGCGUUGGGCUCCCUGGCGGCUGCCCUCUGGGCCGCGCUCCGUCCCGGCACUGCCCUGCUGGGGGCCGUUGUCUUUCUCCUCUUAGCUGAUUUUCUCAAAAGGCGGCGACCAAAGAACUACCCGCCGGGGCCCCCGCGCCUGCCCUUCAUAGGCAACUUCUUCCAACUGGACUUUGACAAGGCGCACCUGUCGCUUCAGCGGUUUGUGAUGAAAUAUGGGAACAUUUUUAGCAUGGAUUUUGGUACAUUUCCUUCUGUUCUUAUAACUGGAUUGCCCUUAAUCAAAGAAGCCCUUGUCCACCAAGACCAAAACUUUGCCAACCGCCCCUUGAUGCCUAUUGAAAUACGUAUCUUUAACAAUAAAGGAUUGAUCAUGUCCAAUGGCCAUGUAUGGAAAGAACAAAGGAGAUUUGCCCUGACAACUCUGAGGAACUUUGGUUUAGGAAAGAAGAGCUUAGAGGAACGCAUUCAGGAGGAGGCUGCCUACCUCAUCCAGGAAAUAGGAGAGGAGAACGGACAGCCUUUCAACCCUCACUUCACAAUCAACAAUGCAGUUUCCAAUAUUAUUUGCUCCAUCACCUUUGGGGAACGAUUUGACUACCAGGAUGAUCAGUUCCAGGAGAUGCUGAGGCUGUUCGAUGAGGUCAUGUAUCUGAGGACAUCAGUGUGGUGCCAGCUCUACAAUGUCUUUCCAAGGAUAAUGAAUUUCCUUCCGGGUCCCCAGCAAACACUCUUUAGUAAAUGGGAGAAACUUAAAAUGUUUGUUGCUCAUGUGAUUGAAAACCACAAGAGAGGCUGGAAUCCUGCUGAAGCAAGAGACUUCAUUGAUGCUUAUCUCCAGGAAAUAGAAAAGCAUAAGGACAAUGCUGCUUCAUGUUUCCAUGAAGAAAAUCUUAUCUACAAUACCCUGGACCUCUUCUUCGCUGGAACAGAGACAACUUCAACCACCUUGCGCUGGGGUCUGCUCUACAUGGCCUUGUACCCUGAAAUCCAAGAAAAAGUCCAAGCCGAGAUUGACAGGGUGCUUGGCCAAUCUCAGAAACCAAGCACGGCCAUGCGAGAGUCCAUGCCCUACACCAACGCUGUCAUCCACGAGGUGCUGAGAAUGGGGAACAUAGUCCCUCUGAACGUACCCCGGGAGGUGGCAGUGGACACCACCCUGGCCGGAUACCACCUGCCCAAGGGCACCGUGGUCACGACCAACCUGACUGCUCUGCACAGGGACCCCGCAGAGUGGGCCACCCCUGACACCUUCAAUCCAGAGCAUUUUCUGGAGAAUGGACAGUUUAAAAAACGGGAAUCCUUUCUGCCUUUUUCAAUAGGAAAGCGGAUGUGCCUUGGAGAACAGUUGGCCAGGACUGAAUUGUUUAUUUUCCUUACUUCACUUCUGCAAAAAUUUACUUUCAGGCCUCCAGAGAAUGAGAAGCUGAGCCUGAAGUUCAGAAUGAGCAUGACCCUCUCCCCAGUCAGCCACCGCCUCUGUGCUAUUCCUAGGGUGUGAAGUUGUCGGGAGGGGGAGAGAGGGGGAGGAAAGAAGGAAGAAUGGGCGUGUCCCCCCAAGGCAGGGCGCCUGCUCAGAAGUGAGGGAGCAGCAUCCAGUGCCUCUAGGACAGGUCACAGGAGCUGGACUCAGAAGGAACUGGAUCCAAACCCCAGCUUUGUCAUCUUCAGUGGAGCCUUAGGAAAUCAGUUACUUUGUGAGUGAUUUGCCAUUUCAUCUAGGAGAUUUAAUCAAUCUUGAGUACUCUUUGGAAGGACUGAUGCUGAAACAGAAGCUCCAGUACUCUGGCCACCUGAUGCCAACGACUGAUUAAUUGGUC
Odocoileus virginianus texanus is the source of this 1904-nucleotide messenger RNA. Its product is annotated as cytochrome P450 2J2-like. Lineage: Eukaryota; Metazoa; Chordata; Mammalia; Artiodactyla; Cervidae. Gene Ontology annotation, molecular function: iron ion binding; oxidoreductase activity, acting on paired donors, with incorporation or reduction of molecular oxygen, reduced flavin or flavoprotein as one donor, and incorporation of one atom of oxygen; heme binding. Gene Ontology annotation, cellular component: cytoplasm; intracellular membrane-bounded organelle. The record is from RefSeq and is a predicted model, not a curated record. Gene Ontology annotation, biological process: xenobiotic metabolic process.